AACAUGCAUUUUAACACAGCCAAAUGAAAGUCAUAAGUCUAGGAACAAAGAAUGUAUAUUUACAGGGUGGGGCACUGUAUCCUGGAAAACAGUGACUCUUGACAAGAAUUUAGGAUUCACAAUGGGUAACCGAAUCAGCUCCUAGUGUGAUGCUGUGGUUAAGAAAACUAAUAUGACCCAUAUAGAUAGAUAAAAACAGGGAAUAGCUGAGGAAGGAAGUGGUAUUACCAGGGGCGGCUCAUCAGCCCAGGCAAGUGAAGCACAGCCUUAAUAAGAAUUUCCAAAGCUACAAAAUACAUUUUGCAUAUUCUUUUUUAUUUAAUUAAUAAACAUAUAGAUUUUCAGCGACAAAACAAAGCAAAAAUCAACAGAAAAUUAAACAAAACUGAAAUUUAAAAAUAUUUAAUAAAUUAAUGGAAACAACAGACUCAAUAUCCUUUCCUCCUCAAGCUCAUGCUAAAAUGCUUGGCACAAUAGCAUCUCCAAGCCCCGUAUAGCUGGUAACAACUCAGGAUGAGGCGGAUGAUUUUCUACCUGAUCGACAGUGUCAGGAUAUGUAACAGGGCACAUCCCUUGCCCAACACAUACAGAUCCUUGAGAAGGGCAAAACCACUCAUUGAAACAAAACAAGAAUGUGAACAGCUACCUCAUCUAUAGAGAGAUAUUACCUCAUCGACUAUGUCUUGCUAAUAUCCUGGGACUGACCGUUACAACUACACUGCAUACAACUGAUAGAUAUGUACAUCAUGGAAGAUGGACAUUCUGCACAGUCCAAAGCACUGUGCUACUGGUAUACCAAUGUACAGACUGUGUUGAUCACAACAACUGCUGGGCAGGGGCACAAGCAUGAUGGAGACCUCCAUGACUUGAGCCUCCAGCACCUGGGAGCUGUAGGGUUCCCAUGUCACCCCUGGCAACUGGGAACUGCGGGGCUGAGCUCCCAGCCACAGAGGGCAGCAGGGGUGCCCAGCAGCUCCCAGAUGCGAAGGGAGAUAGGGGUGCCCCAAAGCUCUUAGGCAGUAGGGAGACCCCAAGCUCCCGGCCACCAUGCAUGGCGGGGCCCUUGUGAGCUCCUGGCCACCGCAGCGGUGCCCUGCAGUUCCCAGCUACCACGGGAGCCCCAAAGGGCCAUCCCUAGCCAUUUGGGUGCCCUACACAGCCCUCCUGCAGGGGGGCUGUGUGGGGCCCCAGGCCUCCCCCCCCAGGGUCUGGGAGGCAGGAGUGGUGGGGGGCCACUUUUGGGGGGCCCUACAGGCCCAGAGGAUUAGCGGGGAGCAGCCCGCUCCGCUUCCCUCGCCUCGGCCCCAGCCGUGUCACUCGGGGGAGGGGGUUUGGGGGAAGGGAUACCCCACUCACCGGCAGUGGCAGGAAGUGGGGCAGCCUGCUCUAUUCCGCCAUCUCCCAGCUGCGGCGCUCCGCUUCCUGCCGCCAAUGAGAGCCUUGUGCGGUCCUUUCCCCAACUUGAGCGACACGGCUGCAGCCGGGGCAAGGGAAGCGGAGCGAGCUGCAGCCGCGUCGCUCCGAUUCCCGCUGCCGGUGAGUGCGGGGAGCGAUCCUUUCCCUGCACUCACCAGCAGCAGGAAGCGAAGCACCGCAGCUGGGAGCUGGCACAGUAGAGCGGUCUGGGGCCGAAUGCUCCGCUUCCGGCCACUGCCGCGCCGGCUCUGCCCCCGGGGAUGACAUGCCCACGCCCCACCCAGCACGACACGCCCCCCCCGCCAGGCUCCUCGGAAGCUGCCUAGGAGGAGCGCGCAUCACAGUGAUCAGCUGCUAGGCGGAAGCAGACGAACGCCGAUCACAUCGAUCAACAGCCGAGCGCAAAUUGCCAGGUUUGGGGCGGGCUUUGGCGCCUUGCUUCCGGGACGCCAGCGGAUGUUGGGGUUUGAAUCGGGUGUCGGUUAUGACACUGCUGAGCCUUCGGCGUGAGGCUCGGAGCCGGGGAUGCUGCUUGCGGAGCUGCCGUAUGGUCCCUCAGUUCGAGCGCCCUUGAAGAUUGAAGACCUUGAGGGUGCCAGUGGCCAUUGCUGAGUGAGAAAAAACAUCUUUCAAGGGAAGUUCCAAAGAGUGAACAGCUAGAAGAAAGGUACUAGAAUGAAUGAAAAUACCCUCUGCCGCUUCCAAAGCCCAGCGUGUGUCCUCUGUCAACGAACUGAUGACUGUCCCGAAAAAUAUGGAGAAAAGAGAACUUACAAGGAAUACAAUCUCACUGUUCAUUACUACUGCUUGUUGAUGUCAAGUGGAAUUUGGCAGAGGGGUGAAGAAGAUGAAGGAGUUUAUGGGUUUUUAAUCAAAGACAUUAGGAAAGAAGUAAACAGAGCUGCAAAAUUGAAAUGUAAUAUCUGUAAGAAAAAAGGUGCUUCGAUUGGAUGUGUAGCACCCAAAUGCAAACGAAGUUAUCAUUUCCCUUGUGGGGUUCAAAGGGAAUGCAUUUUCCAAUUCAUGGAACAGUUUGGGUCAUAUUGUUGGGAGCACCGGCCGGUUCAGAAACUUCCAUCUGAUGAAUCUAGAGGCUCUUCACAGUGUACAAUAUGCUUGGAAUUUGUUGAGCACUUUCCAAUGUACAAUAUACUGAAAAGUCCUUGCUGUAAAAAUGCUUGGUUUCAUAGAGACUGCUUGCAGUAUCAAGCUCUGAGUGCUGGGGUAUUUUUCUUUAGGUGCACAGUGUGCAAUAAUAAAGACAAAUUUCAGAAUGAAAUGUUGAGAAUGGGAAUACACAUUCCAGAAAAAGAUGCAUCCUGGGAACUUGAGGAGAAUGCAUAUCAAGAUCUUCUGCAGCGUUACCAACACUGUGACGCUAGAAGAUGUCUGUGCAGGAAUGGGAGAGACUAUAAUAAACCUGAUAGUAAAUGGGAAAUCAAAUGCUGUCAGUGUUGUGGUUCCCGUGGAACGCAUUUGGCCUGUUCCCCAAUACAGCCAUGGGAGGAAAACUGGGAAUGUAUAGAAUGCAGAAGUAUCUUCACUAAGUCAGGGAAUUACCAAAAUCAGAAAAAACGCUCGUUGGCUACCUCAGAAAAAAUAGAUGUUACUGGUCGUUUGUUGGAAGAGCCCUCUCCCAAGUGCCCCAGACAGUCACCAGGAUCCCAGCACGGCUUUCUUCUCAGCUUUUCCCUUUCCAGGUCACCAAAGAUGUUGUACAAGGAUUCAAGCUGUUCUGGCACAUUAUUAGACCUUCCAGCAUCUAAUAAGAUGGUUAUGUCCAUAUCCCCACUGAUCAAUUCUUCAUCAAGGAAUCUAUCAGUAAGGAGAAUGCAACUAAGAAUACAAAAAAGAGAAGCUUCUAAUAUAUUGAGGGAAUUAAAGUUACAGGUUAAUAAUACAAAAACUACAAGACUGAACAUCAACAGAGACAAUAUCUGGAGUAGUGCCUUAAAAGGAUUCAGAGGGCGAAACUUCAAUCCUGCAAACACUGUGGAAGUGAAGUUCACAAAUUGCAAGGGUAGAGUAGAGACAGAUGUUUUCCAUGGAUCAAAACAUGAGUUUUUCCAAUUAUUAAUGCUUCAUCUUCAGAACUCAUCACUAUUUGAGGGCUCUUACUCAAAGAACUUAUCUCUUGAUUCUCAAGCUAUAAAAGAGAAUUUAUACUAUGAAGCUGGCAAAAUGAUUGCAGUUUCUUUGGUUCAUGGUGGUGUACCUCCCAGUUUCUUUUCCAAAACUCUGUUUAACUGUCUUGUUUAUGGAUCAGAGAAUGUGAAACCAACAGUGGAAGAUGUUGCAGAUUUUGAUGUAGCACAAACAAUAAAAAUGAUAAAAUCAUCAAGAACUCUGGCCAGCUUAAAAUCUACAAUAAGUGACUGCUAUGAAUAUCUUACUAUUGCUGGAUGUUUAAGACCUAUGACAACUCUAUGUGAUAAGGAUACGUUGGUGAACGACUUACUGAUCUAUCAUGUAAUUAAGCGAGUUCAUUCACCUUUUGAAAGCUUUAGGCAAGGUUUGAAAACUCUUGGUGUAUUGGAAAAAAUACAGAUGCACCCUGAUGCAUUCUCUAGCAUAUUGUGUCACAAACCCGAGAGACUUUCAGCAAGAAUUCUUGGUGAUCUCUUUACAAUCCACUGUUUAUCAGGUGUAAACAAAGUCAAAGGUGUUGAUUUCUGGAUGGGUUAUUUACAAGAUGUGGAAGGUGGUGAGUCUGCAGCAACACUGGAAGACAUUCUGGUCUUUGCAACUGGUACCAGUUCUAUCCCACCCAUUGGUUUUGAGCCUGACCCCUCAGUUAAAUUUCUGCGUAUAAAAUACCCUGUUGGAAACAGACAACUUAACUGCUUAGAACUUCCAAUAACAAAGACGUAUGAGCAGUUUAAAAAUAAAAUGGACUUUGCCAUCAGCAGCGCACUAAGACUAGAAGUAGAAUAAAUUUUUUUUGUUACUAAAGUCGAUGUCGCAAAUUCAGUUUUUCUGUUUGUGGGAUGUUCCUUCUUGUGAGCUGCUAUUACAUUUCUGAGCAUUGAUACCCUCUUUUCCCAUCUCAGUUUUCCCCCACUGGUUUACAAAAAUUGCUUUUGUUGUUUGUCCAUAAUAUUGCUCUAGUUUGGAACUUACCAGAUAGUCUAAGCCCAAAUAGGAUUUUUGUAAUUGGUCAUUUUAAGUUACAAAGCUGUUUUAAAAAGUUGUAUUUUUUUAAUGCAUAUGCUCACAAAUCAAACUUGUUUGGAAAAAAAAUAAAUGGACAUGUCACUAGAUCAAUAGGCUAAAAAUACAUUUAAAUUUGGAAAGUCAGUAGUUCGUGUACUUGUGUGCUGAACUUUUGAAAAUUAUACUACAAGAUAUAGAAAUUAAAAUUGAUAUAAAGACAUUUUCAGGCUAAAAUUGGGUAUGUAAUAUUUUUAAUAUCUCUUGAAUCAUAUUCUUGUUGAAGUCAGAUUUUGCCCUUGACUUCAAGGGGAACUGACAGCAUAACACUUUAAAACUGCCAAUUUUGCUAUAGAUAAAUACGCAAGUUUAUAAGUAUUUUCAGCACACUGUGCCCUAUCAGUAGGUAUAGGUAAUGCUCUACACAUGGAGGUAACAUGAUUUAUCAAAGUCAAAGCAGGCACAUUUUUUAGGGUGGUCAACUCUAGCUUUUUAUAAUGUCUUUGAAACAGGCUAUUACAUUGUGUCCUUGGAAAAAUCAACCACAGUUCAGAACUAAAUUUGCUUUCACUCUAAAUUUCUUGAUUCUUCGGGAUUUAAAUCAAAUCUUUGUCAUUUGCACAUGGAUUUUUAUAUAUCAGUGUUACACUAUAAAUUGUUAUACAGAGUCAAAGGAAUAAAUAAAAUUCAGAAGUAAAAGAUCUGAAAGUGUGACUCUAAUAAGUGUUUUAAAAUCUAAACACGAAAUUGUUAGCCUUACAGCUAUUUCUACAGUUUAUUCCCACUAUGCUAGUUAGAACAAGAUGUUCACAUUUUACUUAAACUGAAUUCAGAGUAAUUUUGAUAAUAGCUUGCACCAUAAUUUCUUAUUAUCAUUUAUCCUGAUCCUUGUUCCAAAAUUCUGUUGCAAUCAAGGUCCAGCACUUCCUUUUUAUGCCCUUAUGCUAAACACCAUUUCUUUCUCAAUUGUUAUUGCCUUUUGAACAGCAUCAGCUACAGUUGGUACAUUUAACAAACUUAAUAUUUGCAAUUCUACAGUAAUUAUGUACCAUUUGCUUCUCAAAGAUACCGCAGUGGCCAUGGAUAUCUGGAUCAAUUAAUGUUUAGUUUUUAUUGAGAUGUACUGUAGCUCAUUCAUAAUUAAGGUAGUACAGGAAACAUUUUGAUGUUAUUAAUUUUAAAGAUUUUUUUUUUAAUUAAGAGGGGGAUGGAGAUGAGUUACUUGAUGAUGUAUCUAUACAGAAAUCUCCUGUUGGAGAGAAAUAAGAUUGUAUACUUUGUUAGUUGAUUUUUUUACACUAUUGAUAUUUCUCUUAAAAGCUGUUUUGUUAGUAUUCAGUUGUAGAUUGAGCUUAUUCUUAUUCAAUUGCUCUUUGUUACUUAACUAGAUUAAUAGGAAAAAAUCACAGCUAUCUACUCUAUAUCUCAAACAAAGGCCAUCUUAUUUAUAAUUCCACAUGGAUUCUUAACUAUUCAGAUUCCUUGAAAGAUUAAAAAAAUAAAAUAUUAGCCACUUAGAAGCAAGUUUACUAAUAGAUUACAGGCAAGAUUCACCACUUUGUGUUUAAAGGCAAACAAAAUAAAACCCAAUCCCCCUACAUCCUCCUCCCUUCCUCUCCCUCGUCCCCCCCAAAAAAUCCUGCACAAAAACUCAUAUAGUCCAAAGGAACUCUUUGUGGGAAAGAAAAUCCUGUUAGUGAUGCAAUGGAUGGAUAAAUUUUAAAGAAAUCUCAGCUAAUGCAGUUUUUUCAAACUGACUGGAGAUUUUUUUUUUCUUUUUCUUUUUUUUUUUUUAAUGAUUAGUUGCAUGCUUUCUCUAUUUUCAGCUACUAAACUGCAUUCAGAUGUAUAAUACUUUGUAACUCUCUUUAGUUCAUGUACACUAUUGUAGCUGCCACUGGAAUGUUCUGCAAGUAUGAAUGGAAUUUGAGGUGGUCCAUGAGAUACUCUGUUAAAAUUUGGCACAUUAUGAAAAACUUUGAGAAUUCUCAGAUUCAGGCUCAGAUUGUCUUAUUUAAACAUUUAAGAUAGCUGAAAAGUAUUUUAAUGACUGGUACAAUUUAUCUGUUAAGCCAUAAAAAACUUUUAUCUGGAUUUUUGCAAGUACUACAGUGCUUUUUUUCAAGCAUUUCUCCCUGAAUUGUCUUUUUCCAUUGUUCAAACUACAAACCAUAUCUGUCAGGAAAUGUCUGGAGAGUGUGUAGUUUUUAAUUUUACAUCUCAGAAUCUCUGAAAAUGUCUGAAGUAUAGACAUUUAUUUGUAUUUUUCCACGCCAUUAUUUCUUUAACUACUUUGAAAGUAGUCUCCCUUUCUUCAACAUUUAAAACGCAUAAUGAAGUAGGUCAGGAGCUUACUCUGGUUGUGGGCCAAAAGGCUGGUAGACUCUCUUUUUGAAACAAAACUGAUUAUAUCUCCGAGUUCCACUGACUAGUUAUUAGAAAAUGUUAUUCCAUUUGUUCUGCUAUUGUAUACACAACGUUCUUGAUUUUAAUUCUCAUGUUUUCUGAAGAAAUUGUUCCAGGUGUUCUUUCUGUCCAUUAUUCUGAGGAUCUCCGCUCUGGAGAUACUUUUUAUAAUAUUGCUUGACUUCAGAAAUGUCUACUACCAUUAUAAUGAAGGCCUAUGUGCUCUGGCAAGUCUUACCUAACUUUCAUGGCAAAGGUUUCUGUUUUCUGUGGUGCUCCACUGCUCAGAAUUCUGCAACAGACUCGUAUACUUACGUUGAACUAAAUAAAAAAAUUAAUGCAGCAGCUAGUGCAACAUUCUUUGUUAAUUGUUGCUUAAUUUGAGGUUUCACUUAUUUUGUGGUGUGCUGCAUAUUUUUUUUUACUAGAAGCAUGUAACUUGUGGAUGUAAUGUGGGGGAGAGCUGGUGGUUUUGGCAAAAGAACAACUGUUGGGUUGUAGGCACUUCAGAAGGCACAGGAAGAGUAAAAUCAAUGUUGACAUUUAAAUGUUAGAUUUUGGAGUUGACCUCAGAUUGGGAUGAAUGGAAACAAUACACAUCUGACCUUUUUGGGUGCUAUUGUUUCAAGUUUUCUGCUGAUUUAAGACAACAGUUAAUUUGUUUAUUUCUGGGGAAUGUUUAGAAGACUAUCUUGACAACUAAAAAACCAAGACAUUUUCAUUAUGGUUUAAAUUUAGAUUCUGCUGCACAAUUGUGUGGAAAAAGGUGGAAUCUUUAGAGAAUUCUACAACUUUAGAAUACUCAGGGCCCUGAAUAUAGCUUUGAAAGAUUUAACUUUAGUUUUGAAAGUCUCAUAGUGGUUUGUGUUCUCAUUCUUGGUCUAUGACUUUGCAAAGUUGGUAAAGAAUAUCUCCUUUCUUGUAGUGUGUGUUUUGCUUCAGUUAGGCAUUCUAAACUAAAUUAAUCCUUGCUGCAACUCCAGUAUCGUCCUGAGAAUUAAAACAGAGAUUAAUUUGUCCCUUACUGCUUAUUUCUCAGCAUCUGUCAUGGACAUAACAUUCUUACAUUGUUUGUCAUUUUCAAUGUCAUUCCUCCUCAUAUUCUCAAAAUAUAAGUAGCUUUACUAUAUUUAGAAAUAAGUUAUCUUGCUGAAGUACAAAACUUUCAUUAGAAAGUUGAGGUGUAGAAAUAGUGAGCAACUUAUGUUACUAUGUCAAUCAACUGCUAGAAUUAAAUUUUUAAUUUAUAUAACGCAUCAUUAAAAUUGAAUAUGCUCAGGUAAUUUUGCCAUUUUACAAAAAAUAAAUAUACAAUUGAAGCAAAACUAGGAGUUAGGAAAGUUGUUUAUUUCAAUCUCCAGUAUUAACAAGAGUGUUAUCUGUUAAACAUACAAUAUAAUGGCUUCUUACUACACGAUUUGUAUAAUAAACAUACCUUUGAUAAGAUUCAUGAUUAAGGUCAGAAGAGGGACCAUCAUGGUCAUCUAGUCUCACCUUCAUACACAGGCCAUAGAACCUUACCCAGUAACUUCUGUGUCAAGCUCAUAACUUCUGUUUGAGGUCUGCCAUAUUUUAUAAACAAUUUAUUAUUUGUUUUUCAUGGGAACUUUAUUACAAAUAAUCUUAUAUUUUAAAAUCUAGUAUUAAUCUUGUAGUCUUGAAGUUUGUGAAUCUACAUUUUUAAAACUAGGAAUAGUCAAAGUCAAAUAAGAUGGCUGAGAGGAAGUCUUGCCAAAAAAAAUCUGUCUGGUGUCUUUUUUUUUUUUUUUUUUUUAAUUAUUAUUAUUAUUAUUAGGUGUUAUUAGCUAAAUAUAUUCAGAGUGAGAAGUAACCAACCUUAUGUUCUACUUCAGGCUCUACAGCAUUAAGUGUAAUGCAAAUCUUUAACAAACUAGGUUUACAGUUCUUCAUUAAAUAGCUUCCUUGCACUAGGGUAUACAUACACAGAGUUUAGUAUUUAAAGAGGAGUGUUUAAAAUAUGCACAGCAGAAAAUGGAAAAUUGUCAUUAAUCCAACUCCUUCAAUUCUGUGGCUUAUACUUUUUUUUAAAGUGCCAAUUGAUAUAAACUAGUAUUUUUUCCUCAAAUAGGGAAGCAAUAAAUUAAAUAAACUCCUGAAGCUGCAAAAUAUAUUUUAUUUUAGAGUAGUUUUGUUUCACUUUAUCAGCUAUAUAGGAUUUAAAAUUGUGGUAUUAUGUUAUUGGUUUAGCAUAAGGGAGUUACCAAUUCCAUAAAAGCAAAAUGGGAAUCACAGACUAGUUUAUGAAAAGUAGCAUGUUAUAUAUUUUGGUUUGCUAAAAGAAAAUGAAUAGAAUAUCUGAAUUGUGGAAGUAUUAAUGUUCUCUGGUAAAAAGUGCAGCAUUUAGCAUUUUAUGUAACAAAGCGAAUGUUGAGAAAAACUAACAUCCGUUAUGUAUAAUAAUAUGCAUUAUGGAACUUGCAAUUUUGUAAAUAUUUUGGCUUUGGUUUUUGCCAUAGCUGUGGGGUACAAUGCCUGAAAUCUGUUGCAGCUUCAAGUAACAUACUUAACAGCUAUAAUAUGUCAGUGUUGCUCCAUGAAGUAAAUACAUUAAUUGUGGGAGACAACUGUCAUGUGUAUAAAAUGUUUGAAGUGCAAUAAAGUAACUAAUGAUUCAGUUAGUAA
This is a messenger RNA of Malaclemys terrapin pileata, 9615 nucleotides long. RefSeq names its product G2/M-phase specific E3 ubiquitin protein ligase (gene G2E3). The record is from RefSeq and is a predicted model, not a curated record. NCBI's taxonomy places the organism in Eukaryota, Metazoa, Chordata, Testudines, Emydidae. The transcript has 18 exons. Gene Ontology annotation, cellular component: nucleus. The coding region runs from base 2092 to 4350 and encodes 752 amino acids. Gene Ontology annotation, molecular function: ubiquitin-protein transferase activity.